Halichondria panicea is the source of this 2374-nucleotide messenger RNA. RefSeq lists its product as uncharacterized. The record is from RefSeq and is a predicted model, not a curated record. Lineage: Eukaryota; Metazoa; Porifera; Demospongiae; Suberitida; Halichondriidae. The transcript has a single exon. The coding region runs from base 1 to 1956 and encodes 651 amino acids.
AUGAAUAAUGCCAUAAUUCACAGUUCUGUUAUCACUGAGAGCCGUAGAGUUGAUCGUCUCAAAGAAGGACAAGCACAACAGGAAGUUGGCAAUCAGUGCACAGAAUUAGAGUACAAUGUAUUCUCACAAGACAGCUCUGCUCAAGUGGAACUCUAUGCUGAGGGUCCAUGCAACAAUUUGGGAAUUUCAAAACAAAUUCUAAACAUAUCUUUUCAAAAGUGUGAUUGCCCUAUUGGACUCCAACCAAUUAUGUCCUCAAUUGAGUGCAAGUGUGACUGUGAUCCAGUCUUGUUGCAGCAGAUAACAAACUGUUCUGAAGAAAAUGGGACCAUAAAGCUGGAAAGCAAUAACAACAUAUGGAUAGGAGUGACUAAUACCACUAACGGAAGUGGGUAUAUUGUUAGUAACUGUACAUUUGACUAUUGUGUACUAAAGCCAGUCAACAUCAGUCUAAGCAACCCUGACGAACAAUGUGCCUACAAUCGAAGUGGUGUCUUGUGUGGAGAAUGUGAACCAGGGCUCAGUCUUGUGUUAGGUACUUCAAGAUGUGAACUCUGUUCAAACUCUUACCUUCUCCUGCUACUCCCGUUUGCCCUGGCAGGCAUAGUACUAGUUGUAUUCAUUCUCCUUUUCAACAUUACCAUAGCAACAGGCACUAUCCAUGGGCUGAUCUUCUACACUAAUAUAUUAGCUGCAAAUCAGUCUAUUUUCAUACCUUUUCAUAACCCUUUGACAGUUUUCAUAUCGUGGGUGAAUCUUGACUUGGGUAUUGAGACAUGCUUUUAUGAUGGAAUGAACUCUCAUGCAAAAGUGCUCCUUCAGAUUGUCUUUCCUGCUUACAUGUUUCUUUUGAUGUUCUUAAUAAUCAUUUUGAGCAAGUACUUUGACUCAUUUGCAAAGCUCCUCUCCAACAGGAACCCAGUUGCUGCCCUAGGCACACUCGUCCUACUCUCUUAUUCCAAACUCUUGCAGUUUAUCAUUGCUGCAUUGCAAUACAGGGUCUUGGAUUAUCCUGAUGGUGCAACCGAGGUGUUGGAAUUUCCCAACAAUUCAAGUGAUAUAGUUUGGUUGUAUGACGGCAAUGUGCAAUAUUUCACUCUCGGUCACAUCCCUCGGUUUGUUUUUGCCGCCAUAAUCCUCAUCUCUGGUAUAUUGUUCACUGUACUGCUCUUCUUUGGACAAUGGUUUCCUCGCUGUUCAAAACGGAAACUCAUGAUAUGGACUAAGAACACAUACUACAAUGGUUUCAUGGAUGCAUACCAUGCUCCAUUCACUCCCAAGCAUCGCUACUGGGUGGGACUGCUCCUAUUUUCUUUGAUCGCUCAUAAUCUAAUAACUGCUUUGGCUUUGGACACUUCUCUCCCCGUACUAUCAGCUGGAUCUAUAAGUGUUGGGCUUAAUAUUUUCAAAUUGCAGAAUUAUGCAGUGUACAAAAUACGAUUCAAUGAUUUACUGGAAACACUCUUUUUCCUCAAUCUUGCAAUUCUAGCAUAUGGCACCCUCUACAUAGGAAACAUCAAUGGGAAUCAAGACAUAAUAUCCAACAUUUCAAUGGCAGUGACUUUUAUUUUGUUUGUGGUGAUAGUUUGCUACCACUUUUACGAGUACAUACUGAAGAAAGUUCCUGUUCUGCAGAGGCAGCAAAAUGCACUCAGACUGAGAAAAAUGAUUCCACGAGUUCGCAAACUGGAACUGGAGAAGAAAAACCACGAAGAAACCUGGACAAACGUGGACAAAUAUGAUCCGUACACUAAUGGAGUCAUGGAAGAAGCUGAUCCUGAUCGUUACAUCACUCCUCCCAUCAUCCGACCAGCCACAAGGCCGGAACAGCUGAGAGAGCCUGCCCUGGACGUGCUAGCCCCCCUCACUAUGGAGGACUACAGACCAGCCCCUCCCCCUCCUCAAGACAAUGCACCCAAAGUUACGCACACUGUCAUCGAUGUCGUGAAAGAGUAACAUUGUAUAAUUAUCUCCUAAUACUUAAGCUUGGUUUCGUUUUUUGAGCCCUCCUCAUUGCAUGCAUGCACACUGACUUUUGUAGACUAUAUUCAGCUAGUUUCUUUUUGCCAGCUAGAAAAUCAUUUAAUUAGUCAUUUCCUCAUGUACUCCUGUGUUGUACUGUUUAAUUGUACAAGUCCUGUUAUUCUUUUGUACUGCUUAUGUGCUCUAGCCUGGCGGCCUGCUCCUAGCGGCACCCUUUGUGUAUAUAUAUAUAGUGUAUGAGAGCUUCUGUUCCACUGUCUUUGGCAAGCUAUUUCCCUUGUUCAAAUUCAGAUAAGUUGGUAAAGUAAUGUUGAGUUCGUGCACUGUGUCUCCUCUCCCUCACAAAGACCAACCACACAACAACUCAAGGAGACAUUGCAAACAUCGCUUU